Molecule: messenger RNA, 2437 nt
Organism: Priapulus caudatus
Lineage: Eukaryota; Metazoa; Priapulida; Priapulimorpha; Priapulimorphida; Priapulidae
Product: translation initiation factor eIF-2B subunit epsilon-like
Exons: 13
Coding region: 238-2193 (651 amino acids)
Biological process (GO): biosynthetic process
Cellular component (GO): eukaryotic translation initiation factor 2B complex
Molecular function (GO): translation initiation factor activity; guanyl-nucleotide exchange factor activity; translation initiation factor binding
Source: RefSeq, a predicted model, not a curated record
GGCGACUCCCAUGAUGUUAGUAUUUUAUGCAACACUACUCAGUUAUUUUGAAUGAGACGACCGUGAACCGAAAUAUAAUCUCAAUAAGUGCAACUGAAAGCAACACAGCCACAGAGUCACCCAAUAAGCAACAACCUAAGUAAACAACGAACAUUGUGAUUGUCCUGUGUUAUUUUAUAUGUAAAUGACAUUGGUCGGAGGUAUAAAUCAGUGGUAAGAGUUGAACGGCUGAUUGAAAUGGCCUCAAAAGCAAAGAAACACAGAGAAGAGCUAAAGCAAGAGGACAUCCUUCAAGCUGUUGUGAUUGCCGACAGCUUUAAUGUACGGUUCACUCCAUUGACGCAGGAGAAACCACGAGUGCUGCUGCCUCUUGUCAACACACCCCUCCUCGAUUACACGCUCGACUUCCUCUGCUCUGCCGGCAUCGACGAAGUGUUCGUGUUUUGCUGUCAUCAUGCCGACCUCAUCAAGAGCCAUAUCAAGGCUUCGAAGUGGAGUAAGGACUCGUCUACCUGCCAGGUGACAGUUAUUGUCUCGGAAGACGUGAUGUCUGUCGGUGACUGCCUCCGAGACAUCGAUGCGAAGGAUCUCAUCACAUCUGACUUCGUUUUAAUUACCGGUGACGUCGUCUCUAACAUGGAUCUCGGUGCCAUCAUAGAGAAACACAAGGAGAGACGCGAGAAGGAGAAAUUCUGCAUCAUGACGAUGGUAAUGAAGAGGGCGCUACCAGGCCACAGAUCUCGCUGCGGUGAAACUGAUCCUGUACUGGCGAUAGACGUGGAUGGUGGUCGCAUACUCCACUACCAGAACACCCAGGGUGCAGGUAAGCGGUUAGAGUUUCCGACGCACGUCUUCUUGGAGCGUGGACAGGUGGCGCUGCAUUACGACCUCAUGGACUGUGAGCUGAGCAUCUGCUCUCCAACUGUCGCUCAGCUCUUUACGGACAAUUUCGACUACCAGACGCGUGACGACUUUGUUCGUGGCAUACUCAUCAACCAGGACAUCAUGGGAAACAUGAUCUACCUGCACCGAGCAGACGACACUUACGCGUCACGCGUCACCAACCUCUCCAUGUACGACGUCGUCAGCAAAGAUAUUUUGAGCCGGUGGACGUAUCCGCUAGUACCAGAUCUGACAGAGAAGGGUAGUUACAGCUAUGGCAGACACAACAUAUACCUUCACCAGGAAAAUGUGACACUGGCGAGAGGUUGUGAGCUCAGUCAAAACGUUGUCAUUGGAGAGGGCAGCACUGUCGGCAUGGAUACGCACAUAGCCAAUUCAGUGAUUGGUCGAAACUGUAAAAUAGGCAAGGACGUGAAAAUAGAGGGCGCCUACCUCUGGGACGGCGUCGUCGUCGGCGACGGGUGCAUCGUCGCACGCUGCAUCCUCGCGGAUGCGGUGCAGCUGUGUGAGCGUGUGACGAUCGAGGCGGGCUGCGUCGUCUCAUACGGCUGUGUGGUGGGACCCCACCGCGUCGUCCCUGCCGGCACCCUGCUCAGCCUCACACCGAUCUGGGACUUCACUCUCGACACAGCGGACGAGGAGGCUGAGGAAGAUGACGACGACGAUGACGCCAGCAGCUUCGCGAGCUCCCUCGACGACGACGACGGCGACGGCGGCGGGGGGCGGGACGACGUUGACGGGCGCGACAGUCCGCCGGCGGACGACGCGCGGCAGUUCUACGCAGAGGUGCUGGACAGCCUGCAGCGCGGCGUCGACGAGGACGUGCGCGCCGACAACCUCGUGCUCGAGGUCAACUCGUCCAAGUACGCCUACAACGUGACGAUGCGCGAGCUCAACACGCUGGUGACGCGCGCCGUGCUCGAGAUGCCGCACAUACGCGCGGGCGGCGACGACGACGCCGCCGCGCUCACGCCGCCGCAGCUGAUGUUACAGCUGAAGCCACUGCUAGUGAAAUUCGCUCCAAUUCUCAGCAAUUAUUUUAAGAGUGCCGAUUCACAACUUGAUUGCCUGAACGCGCUAGAGGAGUAUAGCCUGGGCUGCAGCAGUACGGCAGCAGUGCUGGCCAAGGUACUGCACUAUCUCUACAACGAGGAGAUCCUAGGUGAGCAGGUGAUCAUGCAGUGGUACACGAAAUGCCAGCAUGCCGACCUGAAGUCACAGGUGCAGCCAUUCAUCACGUGGCUUCAGGAGGCUGAGGAAGAAUCGGGAUCGGACGAGGAAUCGGAAUGAUGCAAGCGACGUGCGAUCUUACCUCGCCGAUGCAUUUAUUAUUGUAUUACACAAUGUUUUGUUGUAUAAACCAGCUUAUAAAAACAAGGGGGAUUUUUUUAGUGCAGGGUGAUUAUCAGAGGGUAUCAUUCGGAAGGGAAUAGGGAAUCUCAGAUGCGACUGUGUCUGUACGUGCGGUGUUUGGUAAAAUUGUAAAUCAAGAUGAAAAAAACACUAAUAAAACAUGACAAGUGAACAACAACAA